UGAAAUGGCGCAGAAAGGAGUUCAGCUGGACCGCGAAACCUUCUCUUGUUCCAUCUGUCUGGACCUGCUGAAGGAUCCGGUGGCUACUCCCUGUGGACACAGCUACUGCAUGAACUGUAUUCAAAGCUUCUGGGAUGGAGAGGAUGAGAGGAAAAAGUACAGCUGCCCUCAGUGCAGGCAGAGCUUCACACCGAGGCCUGUCCUGCUGAAAAACACCAUGUUGGCAGAUUUAGUGGAGGAACUGAAGAAGACUGGACUCCGAGCUGCUCCUGCUGAUCACUGCUAUGCUGGACCUCAAGAUGUGGCCUGUGAUGUCUGCACUGGGAGAAAACUGAAAGCUCUCAAGUCCUGUCUGAACUGUUUCGUCUCUUACUGUGAGAAACACCGUUAUGAUGUAGCUCAGUUAAAGGAGGACAGUGAGAAGAUCUUCACCGAGCUGAUCCGUCUCAUGGAGAAAAGAUGCUAA
Molecule: messenger RNA, 466 nt
Organism: Plectropomus leopardus (leopard coralgrouper)
Lineage: Eukaryota; Metazoa; Chordata; Actinopteri; Perciformes; Serranidae
Source: RefSeq, a predicted model, not a curated record